Arxiozyma heterogenica is the source of this 756-nucleotide messenger RNA. It is a transcript of the gene DID4, whose product is annotated as ESCRT-III subunit protein DID4. Gene Ontology annotation, biological process: late endosome to vacuole transport; endosome transport via multivesicular body sorting pathway; protein transport. The record is from RefSeq and is a predicted model, not a curated record. NCBI's taxonomy places the organism in Eukaryota, Fungi, Ascomycota, Saccharomycetes, Saccharomycetales, Saccharomycetaceae. The transcript has a single exon. The coding region runs from base 1 to 756 and encodes 251 amino acids. Gene Ontology annotation, cellular component: multivesicular body; ESCRT III complex.
AUGUUUCAAUGGUUCUUUGGUAAACAGUUGACCCCACAGGAAAGGUUAAGAAAGAACCUCAGGUCCUUACAACGUACACAACGGGAACUAGAUAGAGAAAUACUCAAAUUACAACAACAGGUGAAAGUUUUGCAAACCAACACUAAACGGUCCAUACAGAAUAAUCAAAUGAAUGCGGCUAGGAUUCAGGCUAAGGACUUGGUUCGGUCAAAUAACUAUAUAACACGGUUUCAGAACGUGAAGUUGCAACUACAGGCUAUCGAACUUCGGAUACAGACUAUCAAAAGUAACGAUUCUAUGAUCAAGUCUAUGGUUGAUGCCUCGAGGGUCUUAAAUCAGAUGAAUCAAGGUGUUAACUUGCCUAAUUUGAAUAGGAUCAUAAUGGAUUUUGAAAGACAGAACGAUAUAAUGGACCAAAAACAAGAGAUUAUUGAUGAAACGAUGGAUGACAUGAAUUAUGUAGGUGAAGAUGAUACUGAUUUGUUGGAGAAUGAGGAUCAACAAGCAAAUGAAAUUAUUGAAAAGAUCAUGGACGAAAUCGGUGUCGAUAUUUCUGCAAAGAUGAAUAAAUCCAUGGUUCCGAAUAAUGAUAUAAUAAAUCAAAACGAUGAAGCACAGUUAAAGAAUGAUAUUAGCAUUGCAACGAAGAAUAAGUAUACCAUGUCAUCACAGCAAGGGGAAACUCUGAUGUCAACUGGAGAAAUGGAUAAUGAAGAUGAAUUGUUACAACAAAGAUUAAAUUCUUUAAAAAAAUAA